AUGGCCAAGCGACAGAGGAAUCCGAUGUUGAUGUCCAACGAAUUGUCUGAAGACUUGGUAACACAGAUUCUGCUAUGGCUUCCGGUUGUCUCCCUAUUGCGACACAAGUGCGUCUGCAAAUCGUGGUACGCUCUCAUCACUAACCAAUACUUCGUAAGAAAACAUGUCCUACACAACAAAAACAACGACAGCAAAAAAAACAUCCUCCUCCUCCCUAAAACCACCACCCUUGAUUACGUUGUAUCCAUGCUUUCUUAUGAAACACUCCAAGUAUCCCAAGUAUCCCCUACACAACCUGUAUACCCACCUUAUUUUGGGAUAAUCAACACUAUUAAUGUUCUGGGUUCUUGCAAUGGUCUCAUUUGUCUCCUUGAUAUCUAUUCAGUGCUUCUUGUUAUAUGGAACCCUGCUACUAAAAAAACAAAGUUUGUCCCCGAAUCAAACCCCUGCUCUCGCUAUGGCGCCGACAUUGAUGCUAUUGGAUUUGGUUUUGAUGCCAAAACUAAUGACUACAAGAUAAUCAUGCUUGUUAGUUUCUCUCAUCCUCCUUAUGAAGAAGAAGUAGUCAUAUACCAAAAAGAGAUAUACAGCUUAAGUGCCGAUUCUUGGAGAAAAGUUGAUGGACCCCGGUAUACUGACCUUCAUGGUUAUGAAGGUCCAAUGACAUACAUCAAUGGGAUGGCUUCUUGGGAGGCAUCGGGUGAUGAUUGGGUAGGUCUUUUGUCAUUUGACAUGAGCGACGAGGUAUUCCUAAUAACACCGCUGCCGGAUGAUGUUAUUGGGAAUCCCAGUUCACAUAUUUGCAAAAACUUUUUUGUGAUGAAUGAAUCAAUUGCUAUGGCAACUAGUAUGUGGACAAACAGUAUGAGGGAAAAAUGGUUGGAUGUUUGCUUUGAUAUAUGGUUGUUGGUCGAAGUUGGUGUUAAGAACUCUUGGACUAAGCUUUUCACUAUUGGACCGUUUUCAGGAAUUUCACGACCAUUAGGAUUGCUUAAGAAUGAAACCAUGUUGUUGGAAAAGUAUAACAAUCAGCUGGUAUUGUAUGACCCCUCUACCGAAAAAAUGACUAAUAUCCAAAUUCAUGAAAACACGGUCUCGGAGCAUUUGGUUACUUACAUGGAGACCUUAGUUUCUGUCAAGGGAGGAAAUGAAUUUGUUGACAUUAAUGCCUGA
Messenger RNA from Corylus avellana, 1173 nucleotides. RefSeq names its product F-box/kelch-repeat protein At3g23880-like. Lineage: Eukaryota; Viridiplantae; Streptophyta; Magnoliopsida; Fagales; Betulaceae. Gene Ontology annotation, molecular function: protein binding. The record is from RefSeq and is a predicted model, not a curated record.